ACUUGCUUGACACAUACAAAUCACACAAGAGCGGAUGAGUAUAUGUUUUCGUAGAUAAAUUGCGGUUUGCUUUGUAAAUAAGAUCUCUGUAUUGCUUUAGUGGAUAGUGGUAAUCUGAGCAACAACUACAUCAUAACUCAACCAAUCCCCUAAUGAAAAUAAAUGAUUUGUAAUGUCAGGCAUCCUUAAGUAAUGUUUGAAAUGCUGCGUGCUUCUUUUUAAUUCAAGGGGAAAUCCACAUGACAUGCUCUGUGUAUGUGUGUAUGUGUUGUCGGGAAAACCUCUUCUUGUUAUUCAGGUUUCCUCACGCACCUGUGGGUGUGAAAGGGGGAGGAGUUUUAACUUAAACUCCCUUACAAUCUCACUCCUUCUCAUUUCUCAUUUCACUUCUGCUGUGUUUAUGCCUGCAUUUGAGUUGUUUUUAUUGCAGUUAGUUUUUUAGGCAUUUGUAAAAUCCACUGUGUUUAUAUGUUUGGCAAAGUGUCUGAUUUCAGGAUUUCAGCAUGACUGAGAGUGUCCUGAACACUCCAGACUUAAAGGAUCUAGAGGAAGAAGAACUGUGGGAUCUUAUUAAUGAUAACCGCCAUGCCAUCUCUAUCGGCGUCCGUCCCUGUGUUCUCAUCCCUUACCUGCGCCAGGCACGUGUCCUCACAAACCUGGAUGAGGAUGAAAUUUUUACCAAUCCCCGUAUCAUCAACCGCUGCAUGAGGACCGGUUAUAUGCUUGACAUGUUGCAUAUACAGGGUCGUAAUGGAGCAAUGGCUCUGCUCGAAAGUCUGAUGAUUCAUUACCCAACUCUCUACACACAGAUCACUGGCCGCCAGCCCAGCAUUGAGCCUUCAGGCUUCAGUGGCCUGAUAAAUUACACUGAGCUGACAGAGUACCUAGUUAAUGCGGUAAGCAGUAUGCAGACAGAGCUACAAGUGGCACGUCAAGAGGUUGUGCGGCUGCGAGCUCGAUGCUGUGAGCUGGAGGGGAAACUAGAACAGGUCCAACAAAAUAAUGAAGAGUUCAGACAGAUGCAGGAAGAGCACGGACAACUGCGCAGUCAUCUAGAUGUUUUAAACAGGAAACUGCUGAAACUGAAGGAUGAGAAAUGUGAUCUCUAUGUCAGAUAUACCACAGUUCUUGAGGAGAAGUCUGCAACCAUCAUACGCAACAGAGACCUGCAACUGGAGAUUUACCAGCUGCAGUGUGAGUUAAGGAAGGCACAGAAAGAGACAGACUUCCAAAGGCAGCGUUCCUUAAAGAAUCCCAGUGACACACAGAAGCUUAAAGAUGAACUCAACGCUGUACGCGCAAAAUUACUGGAGACUGAGAUAUUCUCCCCGGUACAGCAGGACAUCCUUGAGAAUGAUUUAAAGGAGACAGAAACCAGACGUUCAGAACUUGCCGAGGAUGUCAGUAGACUAAGCGAGGAGAAUGAACGACUCCAGCAAGAAAAAGAGGAGCUCAUAGAAGAGAAAGGCUAUUUAGCCUUGGAGGUGGAGAAGUUGACUGUGGACCGUGAGAUGUACCAGCACAGGAGUACACUGUUCCAGAGUCAGCUAGAAGAGGUGCAGUCAGAGAGAGACAAGGCAUAUUUGUCCCGUGAUGAGGCCCAGGCUCAGAUUGCACGGAGUCUCGCAGAGAAGGAUGUGCUGAGAGGACAACUAAUGGAGCUACAGGAAAAGGUUUUCACCAUGAAAGCCUGUAGCAGGCAAAGAGAAAGAAGAGAAAAAUCCAGGGACAGGAAGUUCAGUUGCGAGAGCAGUGAGGGCCCUCCUCCCAGCCCCCCACCCAGAAGACGGCUAUGUCGCUUGAAAGCAAUCCUUCCUGAGUCUUUCAGCUCAUAUGAGUUCAAUGAUGAAGUAAUCAACAGUAUCAGUUCCAAUCAAGUGGAGCCCCCCUGUUCUGAAUCUCUCCGUAGACGAGAGUUACACUUUCCCUCCAGAAGUGACAUGGAAGACAUUUACAGCAGUCAGGAGCUGACCGAUGACUCUUCUGAUUAUGUGGUCAUUCCUAAAGGAAAUCAUUUGAACAAGUCAAUAUCACCCACAUCACUUCACAAGAGGAGCCCUACUGGCAGCGUCUCAAGAGCAUCAGCUCCCCCCUUCCUAAUGCGCUCCAGACCUCAGGCCCUGCGUGUCACUGGUCGCGUACUCACUGUGAUUUUCCAGGGAGAAAUGUUAUUGAACCAACUACAGGUCAUCGGGGGUAAUAAGACCGGUGUGUUCGUGCAUCAUGUGACCGAAGGAUCAUCUGCUCAUAACAGUGGCAUUAGCCCUGGAACUCAGAUACUUCAGCUAAAAUAUGAGCAGGAGCAGAGAGCUGUACAAAUGGUUCUGGAAGACACCACUAUGGAGGAGGCCCUGUGGGCCCUGGGGCAGGUCCAGGGACCAUGCCACAUUACACUGAGACCCAGCCAAGAUGCCUACGAGAACCUUCUACAGCAGCUAAAAAAUGGUGAAGUCAUGUCGGGUGAUUCCUUCUACAUCCGUGUUAAUAUGACGUUGCCGGGGGAUGUAGCAGGAACUCUGCCGGUCAAGUGUAAUGAUAUUGUCCAUGUUACAAACACUCACCAUUCCAACGAUGGCUUCUGGUGGGCCAGUCAUGUGCACCCUUGUCACCUGGAAGACCUGCACAGUGGGGCUCUACCCAACUACUACAGAGCACAGAGGCUGUUAAUAAGUGCUAUAGAGGAUAUGACUUACCCUUGCAAAACACUCAGAAAGGAGAGAACUGCAGCUAAUGGGAAGCAGAGAGAGGUGAGGAUUGUCAGCACCUGUCAACAGAACAGAAACCCUCUGUGGGUCAGUGUGGAAGACGACAACACUACAGCACUGGACAGUUAUGGCUGUGUGCCCAGCAGAUGUGUGACUCUGAUGCCCUACACCCUAGUCACACCUCAGUUCCCUCCCAUCUGUCGCCCAGUCCUCCUCCUUCCCACAAUCUUUGGCCAUGUCUUGCACAAACGGUUGGCAGAACAGGAAGGUUAUCAGCUCUGUGAGCCAGAAUUGCUGAUGGCAAGUGAGCAUGCCGUACAAAUGCAGAAGGGGGAGAUUCUUGAAGAAUGUGACUCGAAAACACACCGUUGCUAUACACUGCAGGGAGUGGAGAAAAUCAUGAAACGGGGCACUCACUGUGUGUUACCGCUGGGUUUGGACUGUGUGCGUCGUCUCCAUCGUGCUGAAAUCUUCCCCAUUAUUGUCUACAUCAUGUCUACGGAGAGAGCUCUCCGCAGAUUGAGACACAAACUACGGCAGAGCUCUGUGACUGAGUCUCAGGUGCUGGAGUGUUCCUGCAAUGAGGAGCCCCUUCUGGAUAAACUGCCCUGCCUUUACCGAAGCAUUCCACCAGAGAGCUGGCAUGACAGUGCCACCCUAGUGGACACUGUGAAAACUGUGGUGAGAGAGGAGCAGAAUAAGAUUGUGUGGGUUGAGGCAGAUCCCUGGUGAGGGACUAAUGGGAGUGAGGGCGUAAAGUCAAAUUUCCCUUACCACAGGCAGCUAAUUAUUAGUAUUAAGGUAAAUUUAUAAUUCUGCAUCAAACCUAUGCUGUAGACCCUGUGUAGCCAUGGUGGUUACGAUGUAGCCUGAUGUGCAUCUUUCUAGAAAUUCUGUGAAUGGUCAGCCUUAUAAACAGAGAACUUCCCCCAGGAUGAUUUAAAAAAUCUGCAACAAUAUCAUUAAUAGCAUAAUUAAUAGAGAAUCCCACUAAACACUUACAGUUUUUUUUUUUUUUUACAAUUGCUAGGACACAUUUCUUAGUACAUAGGUUACUUUUUCAAAACUCUUCACACAGUUCUCCUUACCUUCAGCUUGGCACAGCAGUUAAUUUCACAUCCAAAAUUCACUAUAACCACCAAAACAGUUCAUGCAUGUCACAAAUCAAGUCAGUGUUCCAUCCAUAACACUAGCAAAGGUUGUCACCCAACAAACACGCUUUGUCACUCAAAAAAAAAAAAAAAUAAAUAAAUAAAUAAAUAAAUAAAUAAAUAAAAAAUUAAAAAUAAAUAAAUAAAAAUGACCUAAAAAAACACUAACAAUUGGUAUUAUUUUAUAAUGUUUUCUUUUGUAAAACUUUCCUCACAAAACAAGAAUGACAAAUCUCUACUGCUUAGAAUUUAUUACAGAAUAUGUUGCAUGGUCCAUGUUUAAUUAUUCAUAAGUUGUCCUCUUUUGUAUAGGUGUUAAUGAAACUGAAAGACUAACACUUGUGUAGGUGUUCAACAACAUCUAAUUCUUUUGAUAGCAUUUCAUUUUUUAGAUUUGGAAUAUAUUACAAUAUGGUAUUACUGUGCAAAUGUAGCAAAAUGUUGUCUUAUUCAAUUUUGUUUUGUUACACUUUUUGAAAAAAGUAAAAAUGUAGUGUUGGUAGUGGUUGUGUUUAAGUGAGAAAAGAAUUUAUGCAGUUUUAAAGAUGAUAAUGAUAAAUGAUCCACAUUUUAGCCUACAUAGACUGCUGUUGUGCUCAACGUAUGAAGAGUUUUGGAAAAAAAUCCCUAAGUAUUGAGAAAUGGAUCUCAGCGAUUAAAAAACUGUAAUAACCACCGCUUAGAGGCUAUACCACAGGUCCAAUGCAGAAGUAUAAUGGGCCAUUUAGUUAGAGAUAUACUAAAAAGCACAUUCUGUGCGUUUAGAGCAAAAAAUGGAGGUCUGCUACAGAGCUAAAGGAAAUAACAGGCGAAGUGUUGCCUUAUUUGAGAUUUAUAAACCAUGCGUUUAGUGCGAUAAUCAAACAACACUAGUGUUUAAAAGUUUUUUUUUUUUUUUAUUAAUACUUUUAUUCAGUAAGGACACAUUAAAUUAAUGAUAAGUAAAGACAUACAUUGUUAAAAAAAAAAAAAAAAAAAAAAAAAUCAGUUUCAAAUAAAUGCUGUUCUUUUGUAUCAAGGUUUCCACAAAAAUAGUAAGCAGAGCAGCUUUUUUCAUCAUUAAUAGUGAAAUGUUACUUAAAGGGUUAGUUCACCCAAAAAUAAAAUUUCUAUCAUUACGUACUCAUCCUCAUGUCGCCCCAAACCUGUAAAACUGUUCAUCUUCGUUCAUCACAUGCAUCGUGCUGCUCACGUGUACAGCAUCAGCCAAAACUGAGAUGCCGUUUGGACGUAAACACGGAAGCCUGCACUGCGUUCACUACGUUAACUGCGUAUGACAACAGUUCAAAUUGUUAAAUAAAGUCAUUAUUUUUUGUGCACAAAAAGUAUUCUUGCCACUUCAUAACCACUGAAUCACUGUAGUCUCAGACUUUUUUAACAAUGUCUUUAAUACCUUUCUGGACCUCAAAAGGUGCAAUGACAUUACUGCCUAUGUGUGGUUCAGAUACCCUUGGAUUUCAUCAAAAAUAUUUUAAUUUGUGUUCCGAAGAUGAACGAAGGUCUUACGGGUUUGGGACGACAUGAGGGUGAGUUUUGGGUGAACUAACCCUUUAAGUAUCAAAUCAACAUAUCAGAAUGAUUUCUGAACAAUCAUUUGACUAGAGUAAUGGCUGCUUUGCCUUCACAGAAAUAAAUUCGAUUUUAAAAUAUAUUAAAAUAGAAAACAUUUAUUUUAUAUUAUAAUAUUAUUUUACAAUAAUACUGUUUUUACUGUAUUUUUGAUCAAAUAAAGGGUGAGCAUAAGAGACUUUUGAAUGGUUGUGUGCAGUAUAUGAAAAAAGUAAUGCUACAACCUUAGAUUUUAGUACAUUUGUCCGUUUUAGGCAUUUUUUCCUGUGCUGAACCCUGAGGGUUCCAUGAUAUCAUUCAGUAUACAUACCAGAACUUAAAGUAAAAUAUUUUUCUAAAUAUUUAAGUAUUGUUUAGGAACGGGUAUAUAAGGUGCUUUAUUGGGACAUGAUGGUAAGGUGCAUGCUAUGCUUUAUAAUUUCUGUAACUAAGUCUGCUCUUACUGUUCCACUAUUUUGAAUGUUCUGUGCAUGAAUAAAAAAAAAAAAGCAUUUAAACAUUUACACUGAAGGAAGCUGUAAAUCAUAUCCACUGAGGGAUAUUUAAAUAAUUUAAAUAAGAUAACAUGUUCGCAAUGGCAAAAUGGAUUAAUAUUUAAUGAGAUUUCACAGUGACUAUCUGGGUGUAAAAACAUGUGGACUUCCGUUUACAGUGAGCCAGUUACUUAAUAAGUUACUUUCAAUAGCACUAGCGCAAACUUCAGUGUUGAUACUAUACUUAAUAGUGCUGUUUACCUCAGGUUCACAAAUAGACUUCUUUGUUCAACUUAAGAAAAAUGCAAACUAGACGUCAUUACUGCACAGAAAUCUGAAGAAUGAGGAUAUAGAGCAUUUCCCCUCAAGCCUUGUAUCUAAUCUCACUACCCUAUGCAUUCCACCAGACCAAACUGUCUGUCAUACAUUUGGAAUGUUUUUACUUAAACAAAAUGCUUUACUUUUCAGUUUGAAAACAGACAGUUUAAAACUGAGAUUGAAUAACUAUUGUAUAGUGAAUUAUAGACAAUACACAUUACAAUGUAAAUGUUGUCUUUUAUUGUAUACUGUAUUUCCUUUAAAAUUCUAUGACAUUUGUUUCACCAUUUGUAUACUAUUAUUGUAUACUAUAUUUGUAUUAUAUUAUAGAGUAUAUCUCUUGAUUAUGUAAUCCUUUUUAUUUUUCUUCUCUAUUGAUGUGUAGGCCAGCUUAACUACACCAA
Messenger RNA from Ctenopharyngodon idella (grass carp), 6620 nucleotides. It is a transcript of the gene card14, whose product is annotated as caspase recruitment domain family, member 14. Gene Ontology annotation, molecular function: protein binding. The record is from RefSeq and is a predicted model, not a curated record. Gene Ontology annotation, biological process: regulation of apoptotic process. Bases 504 to 3437 code for a protein of 977 amino acids. The transcript is spliced from 21 exons. NCBI's taxonomy places the organism in Eukaryota, Metazoa, Chordata, Actinopteri, Cypriniformes, Xenocyprididae.